CUCCGGCAGAGGCGACCGGAGCGGGGCUCGCGGCUGAGGGAGCGCGAGGCGGCGCGGGGGGGGGGGGGGGCGCCCGGGGCGGCGGCACCGGCGACAGCAGCGACAGCACCGGCGGCAGCGGCGACAGCGGCGGCGGGGGGGGUCCCAGCGGCUCGGAGCCCCGGCGACCCCCCGCUCCCCUCGGUGCCGGGCGUCCCCCGGUCCGCGGCGGCGGCGGCGCUGACAGCCCGCCCGGAGCACCGGGGGCGGCCGCGGCCACCAUGUCCUCCCCCAGCCCGGGCAAGAGGCGGAUGGACACCGACGUGGUCAAGCUUAUUGAGAGCAAACACGAAGUCACAAUCUUAGGAGGACUCAAUGAAUUUGUUGUGAAGUUUUAUGGACCACAAGGAACACCAUAUGAAGGUGGAGUAUGGAAAGUUAGAGUCGACCUUCCUGAUAAAUACCCUUUCAAAUCCCCAUCUAUAGGAUUCAUGAAUAAAAUUUUCCAUCCCAACAUUGACGAAGCGUCAGGAACUGUAUGUCUAGAUGUAAUCAAUCAAACUUGGACAGCUCUCUACGAUCUCACCAAUAUAUUUGAAUCGUUCCUGCCCCAGCUGCUGGCCUAUCCUAACCCUAUAGAUCCUCUAAAUGGUGACGCUGCAGCCAUGUACCUCCACCGACCAGAAGAGUACAAACAGAAAAUUAAAGAAUACAUUCAGAAAUAUGCAACAGAAGAAGCACUAAAAGAACAGGAAGAAGGCACCGGGGACAGCUCGUCCGAGAGCUCCAUGUCUGACUUCUCGGAAGAUGAGGCUCAGGAUAUGGAGUUGUAGUAGAAGAGGCAACCUGCUUUUCAGAGAGACUCUAAUUUCCUAACCAUGAGAAGCAGACUAUAAUAUUCAUAUUUAAACAAAGCAAUUUUUUUUAUUACUAAACAAGGUUUUUAUGAAUAAUAGCAUUGAUAUAUAUAUAUCACCCUUUAGAUCUUGAUUUUCUUGGUCAUUUCUCGAACCCGAGGUGCAUAGCAUAUUCCCACAUUCCAUUUUGGUAGCAAUAUGCAGCCCGAAUGCAUGCAUUCAAAUUCCAUUUGGCCAAGUCAACUUGUGUGCUACUGAACUGUCAGCUAAAACAGCUGCCCUGGUAGGUAGGAAGUUAGCAAAAAGAUGUUUGCUUUCUUAUUGAUGUUUCCAAAGACACCACCUUGGAUGCUAACGUGGAACAGCAUUUUCUCAAAGUAUAAAAUCUGGGGGAUGAUAUACUAACCGUGUAGAUCAGACAGUGGAAUAAAAGGUGCUCCUUCAGGUCAACCUUGCUGAUCGUAUUUUACAUGGAGUCACACUUAAAAAAAAGAAAAAAAAAAAGAAAGAAAAACAAACAAUACAAAUGCAUGGAGCUAUUCAGAGCAUUGAAGCUUAAAAAUUUUGACUUGGAUUUUAAGUCCGUUUUUAUAUGUGGACUCCUGCCUGCCCUUCUGAACUGUAGGGACUGACAACCACUGGUCUCUUUGCUUUUGGGACUUUUGAAAGCCUUCAUCUGGAUGUUAUUCACUUUCUUGGUCUGGAUUACGAGCUGUUCCCUUUUUGGGAGGAAAAAAAAAAAAAAAACACCAAACAAAAAAAACCCCAAACACGAUGCUCUCUGAACAGCGCUUUGAUUUAGCAGGAGCACAUGUGAAGUCAAACUCUUACUUUUGUCAUAGUUUUGAAACUGCUGCCCUUUAAUGGCUUCAGGUUUGCCUUUUUUUUUUUUCUUUUUUUUUUUUUUUUCUCUUGCUUGAAGUAUGGUUAAACACCUCGCAAACACUCUCCAUCUCCUAAGAGGGUCCUCUGACCAGAUGGAUUAGCCUUGCUGAGAGCUUCAGAUCCACGAAGAUCGGCCCAUUGGCUGUAGUCCACGAACCCAUCGGCACUGAUUUUAUUUUCCUUUUUUCCUCCCCCUUCUGCACCAGCUUGGUAGCCAUCUGCUUGUGUGUGUACAACAGGAUUAAAAUUUCUUAAAAGUUAACAAAGAGUAUGAUCUAGAAAAAUUUUGAGAUGAAUAAAAAAAAGCCUAAAAGCACCAAUUGAGGAAGCAAGUGAAUCUGCUCUGGUUUGUUUUGUUGUUUUGGUUUUUUUUUGUUGUUGUUUUUUUUUUUUUUCCAGGAUGAUUCUGAAUUGGAAUGUUUCAUUUUUCCUGGUGUCUUUCGGCCACCUGGGAUUUUUGUUUGUUUUAACACUAUGAAUUCCAAUAUAGUAAAUGUCUACCUGGGAUGCUGGUAUACUUGAAUUUGGAUAAUUGUGCAUUGGAGAUUCAAACUAAGAUGGAGUUCUAAAGCUGAAUGUUACCUGCUCUAUUCUUUUGGGGGUUUGGAGGGGUUUGGACAAGAUGUUUUAAUUUGUGGUGCAACCUACAGGACAGCGCAUGGAAAAACCAACCCACCCUGAGCCACUCUCGAGCAGAGUUUUGAAUGUCAGACUGGUACAUUUGUCAUGUUCCCAGAAUUGUUUUGGUUUGUUUUCUUUAGAAAUGCCACCAAGUUUUGAGUCAUUGGGGUUGGAAGGUUACAAUCCUGUUUCUAAUUCAUAAAGCACAAUCAAUUUAUUUUUUUUUUCUUUUGGGGAAAAAAAAACCAAACUCGUAAAGUACCAUUUUGCUUUAGCAUGAUUUUCCUUAAUAAAAAUAUACAAAGAAUUUCCUUUAUGUUAAUUACGGGCAUGAAGCAAAGGUUUUUCCUCUCCUUUUUCCCUUUUUAUUUUAAAGCAGUAAUGUUAGGGCUGUGGCUAGUGUCUGUGCUGAAGUUCUCUAUCUAGCAUUUGUGGCUUGUCGGAAGGGUAAUAUUAACUAUUUAACAUGUAAUGGUGUACUUAACUCUUAUCUAGCACGCUGUUUUUCUCAUUACUUUGGGGAGGGAGGGGCCACGUUUUGCUGGCACUGUUUAACUUGCUUACCUGCUGACCUAGCAGUUUGCUUGUGCUAUAACCUUUACUGUAGGUGCUACUUAGGAGUAGAGUAAGUGCUGGGUGGUGAUAUCAGUUUAAAAGAUUAAAAAAAAAAAAAAAAAAAAAAAAAAAAACAACAAAGCAGAAAAAAAAAAAAAAACAAACCAAAAAAAUCACAAUAAAAAUUUGUAUUUUUUCAAUAUUGUAUAAAAAUAGUGUUCUAAUUACCUCAUCCCCCUUCCUUUGCAGGUUUUUCUUCCCCAUCACUCCAUCCCCUGACAUGGAUUUAGUGCACCAAACCACUUGCACCUUCCUCCCUACUUUUGUGAGAAACACGCAUUCUGCUACACAGGGGAUUGCCCCCCAUCCGCCCUGCCCCCCCCCCCCCCAAAAAAAAAAAAUAUAUAAAUACCGGUAAAGCCGCAGGUUGCCAGGGCCAGCUCCUGCCCCGGGUGCGAGGACGCAGCGGGGCGCGUGGAGCUUGCGCGGGCCAGCGGCUCAACGGGCCCGGAGCCACGAAAAUGUGUGUCCCCGGCUCUUCCCGAUGCUCCCGAGCUGUGGCAAAACCGAGGGUUGUCCUGCGCCCGGCGGGGAGGGAAAACCAGCUGCCAAAAUGCUGCUUGUUUAAAAAAAAAAAAAAAAAAAAAAAAAAAAAAAAUUCUGUCCUGGAUGUAAACUGCUUCUUGGGGAUGAGGUGGACUGCGAGUCACCUUGCCCGCCUCUGCUUCUUCCCCUCCAUUAUUUUUCACCUGGUUUUGUUUAUUUUUUUUUUUUUUUUUUUCCCAAAUCAUCCUCCUUCUCCCCGAAGAAACUUUCCCCCUCCAACAGUUUGUAAAUAAAACUGCGCUUACGUAGUCUGAAAGAAAAGGUGGAGCCAUAUUGAAGCAAGAUAGCUCUUUUUGGGUUUUGUUUUGGGUUUUUUUUUUUUUGUGGUCCUCUUGAGGAUUGUUUUUUUUCUCUUCUUCAGAAAACAGCGUUGCCACCUCGUGCUCUGUCAGGGCGAUGGGAAUUUCUCAGCCAGCCCCUGAUGGACCCUGAGUUGACUUUCCCCGCUACUAAAACUUGCCGCAGCCCCUUGGCGCUUCUUUCGGAAACAACCUUUGGCUUCAAUCCCUGUAAUCUCUCCUCGAGGUUUUUACACGACCAAGUCCCUCCAGGGUGGCACCUGGUGCCCCGGGGCCGGUCGCUGACCCUCCGGGCUGAUUUUUUUCCUGACCCUCAGGUCGCUUUGGCGGCUGCAGGAGGACGUUGGCACCGGAGCAGAGCUUUGCCAUCAGCCCUGGUGUGGCACAGCCUUGUCCUCCUGCCUCCACCGUGUCCAGGGUUGAACCCCAACCCAUCUCUCUCCUCUUUCCACCUCUGCCCAUCCCUAAACGCGUGCCGGAGAGACGGGGUUCCCCUUCCCAUCCCCGCCUGGCGAGUGUCCUCCGGCAGCAGGGACCCUCCUCGCAGACCAGCGGGAAGGCUGGGAGGUGUUUGACAAUUUUCUCUUUUUUUUUUUUGCUUCUUGUUCUCUCGUCCACAUUCUGCUGGCACUUUAGCAGGGGUGUUUGCAGCAUGAGAAAUGGCCAUGAUUUUACUGCCUGUGUUUGGUACCUAUCGUGUGAUACUUGAAGAGAUCAGGGGUGUUUUGCCCUUUGUUUGAGUCAGCUCUUUAUUUUUCUUUUUUUUUUUUUUCCCCUCCUCUUGCGUUGUUGUAGUGGGCACAUCUGCCACCCUGACAAAAUGCCUCUUCUCUAAGAGUAUAACCUCUCCAAUAGUUGUGUAUAAUGAAAGAACUGUAAACUUUUUUUAAAAUAAAAAUAUGUAUAUACCUUGAA
This is a messenger RNA of Tyto alba (common barn owl), 4717 nucleotides long. It is a transcript of the gene UBE2H, whose product is annotated as ubiquitin conjugating enzyme E2 H. The coding region runs from base 261 to 812 and encodes 183 amino acids. Gene Ontology annotation, molecular function: ubiquitin conjugating enzyme activity; SUMO conjugating enzyme activity. Gene Ontology annotation, cellular component: nucleus. Gene Ontology annotation, biological process: ubiquitin-dependent protein catabolic process; protein sumoylation; protein polyubiquitination. NCBI's taxonomy places the organism in Eukaryota, Metazoa, Chordata, Aves, Strigiformes, Tytonidae. The record is from RefSeq and is a predicted model, not a curated record. The transcript is spliced from 7 exons.